Coregonus sp. 'balchen' is the source of this 371-nucleotide messenger RNA. Lineage: Eukaryota; Metazoa; Chordata; Actinopteri; Salmoniformes; Salmonidae. The record is from the annotation of a GenBank genome assembly.
GCGACCAAUGGGGACGCAGGAGGAGCUGCUGGUGUUUAUCUGGUCCAAUGGGCCGCUAGAGUUCAUCGACGCCAGCGACGCCCUCCAGCCCUUCAGACAAUACCAGUACAGAGUACAUGCCCACAACUCCCGGGGCUCUGCUCACAGCCAAUGGGCUUCAGCUGUCACCAUGGAGGCGGGUCCAGAGGACAUUGCUCCUCCUAUUGUCACACCGACGAGUGAGUGAGAGAUGAACGAGAGGGAGGGAAGAAAAUGUGAUGUUUCACUUAUGUUAUUCUCACUGUGUGUGUAAUAUCUGCAGGUGCGUACUCAGUACAGUUGAACUGGACACAGCCUGGACAACCCAAUGGAAGGAUUUCACAGUAUCACCU